CAAGCAAGUCACUGUUUGACCGUGUCUGCUCGUUGUUUUCCAUUGUGUUUUAACUUUUGCUUCUUGCAAACUUUCACUGGUAUCCACUUUGUUGAGAUGAUGAACUCCAACAUGCAGAGAGCUGAGGCUCAAACCGCCGACAGCUUCAAGGCUUCCCCUGUGGAAGACGUUUCCAGCAUUUCUGUCCCUGCUGUGGUCACUGUCAGCCCUGACCUGGUUGAGGAUCUGCUGGUCCAGCUGCUACUGAAGCUGUUCCCUCUAGAAAGCUACACUAGUGCUCAUCUAGACCAACAAGAACUGCUGACACACUGUCUCCACUUGAGUGCAACAACUCUGGAGACCCUGAGGAAAGACCCUGGUGUCUCUGUGGACGAGGACCUCCCUCCUCCUUCCUGUGAGGUUUGGAGAGCUGUGGCGCUUCUUGUCUGCAGCGUCAUGGAGAGGUUUGGGACAACGAACCGGAUAAGGAAGCUAGUGCUGAACAAAGACCCGGAACUCCUGAGAUUCAUCCCAGACCAAAUCAUUAAGACUGUCCUUCAAAUCUACAAGGACCAGUCUGAAGAUGUGUGGAUUCCCCCACAGAUACCCUUUGAUGAAGACGGCCUGCUGUUCUCCCAGUUUCUUCCUGAAAACAUCAAGGAGGAAAUGUUGGAGCAGUAUGGACCCUGGAUAAGACGCAUGAAGGUCUUCCAGAGAGCGUUCCCAAAAACAUGUGACUCUGAAGAACAACAAUCUGAUGAUGGAGCCCAAAACAUCCAACUACCUGAACUGUCUGUUGACCAGCUUAUGACUGAUGAUGACCAAACUGCAGAACAAAAUCUGCAGACUAACAGAGCUGUGGUGGAGAAAUCCACUAUCAAACAAGUCCUGUUGAAGCUCUUUAAACCCCCAAACUUCUGCACACCGAGGAGCCAGAGGAGCCAGGACUUUGAUGAUGAGAUGGUGGAGCACAUCCACAUGUUGCUCCAAAAGGAGGCUAAGAAGUACGGGAAGAACCGAAUCUUUCUUAAACACCUCAACCGCCUCAAAGACCCGAAAGAAGAGGUCAAAAUUAGCAGGAUACUGCACCGGCCAAUCAAAGCCAGACUGAGAGAGGUUUUGCCGAACACCCGCCUGAAGAGAGAAGACCUCAUGGAGGACGCUCAGGCUGCUUUGUCAGCCUGCAGUCUCAUAUCUUCAGAGAUCAUGAACUAUCUCAAGCCCUCUGUGAGUUUUGCGCCUGACACAAAGCCAGGAGACGAGACCCCAUACAGCCUCAACAUUCCCAUCAAGAGGGAAUCGACAGAACCAGGCAGAGAGCUGACCCAGCUGGAGCUCCAUGCGCAGGAGCAGCAGGCAGGAACCAGAGAGAAGGUCAAGACAGAGGAAACCAAGAGGAACAGAAUCAUCUCUUGGUUCUGUAAACCUUUCAAGAAAAAUAGAUAGAACAAAAAACAAAGACAAUAAGCCCAAGCAUCAACAGCUGUGGCUCACCGCAAAAUAAAAUUUGGCUUUUGCCAGCAUUAA
Molecule: messenger RNA, 1506 nt
Organism: Notolabrus celidotus (New Zealand spotty)
Lineage: Eukaryota; Metazoa; Chordata; Actinopteri; Labriformes; Labridae
Exons: 2
Coding region: 97-1425 (442 amino acids)
Source: RefSeq, a predicted model, not a curated record